Messenger RNA from Leptonychotes weddellii (Weddell seal), 1601 nucleotides. NCBI's taxonomy places the organism in Eukaryota, Metazoa, Chordata, Mammalia, Carnivora, Phocidae. The record is from RefSeq and is a predicted model, not a curated record.
CUGGCCAGACAAGAAAAGUAGAGGGAAGGAAACCGUGGUGAUGGAGUUGGGGAAAAGUGGGACUCUUCCCCACGAGCAUUGCUAUUAUCCAGCUCAUUUCUAAGGAUUCGGUUUCUGCCAUUUCUGAGAGCUGCUUGAGGCCGAGUGAACGUGGUUUUGAAAGAUUGCUAAAACAAAGAAUGGAGGCCAGAGUGGUGCGUGCAGUGCAGAAAAGGCAAGUGUUAUUUCUUUGUGUGUUUUUGGGAGUGUCUUGGGCUGGCGCAGAACCGCUUCGGUAUUUUGUGGCAGAGGAAACGGACAGAGGGACCUUUCUGGCCAACCUAGCAAUUGAUCUGGGGUUGGGGGCUGGGGAACUGUCAGCUCGGGGAUCUAGAAUCGUUUCAGAUGAGAACAUACGAUUUUUACUCCUCAAUCCGCUUACUGGUGAUUUGCUUCUAAAUGAGAAAUUAGACCGAGAGGAACUGUGCGGCCCCACAGAGCCGUGUGUGCUGCCUUUCCAGUUGUUACUUGAAAAGCCGUUUCAGAUUUUCCGUGCUGAACUAUGGGUCAGAGACAUCAAUGACCAUUCUCCAGUAUUUCUAGAUAGAGAGAUCACCUUGGACAUAUUAGAAAGCACUACUCCAGGGGCAACAUUUCUCCUAGAAAGUGCACAGGAUUCAGAUGUUGGAAUCAACAACCUGAGAAACUACACCAUUAACUCCAAUGUCUAUUUCCAUAUUAAUAUCCGUGAUAGUGGGGAGGGGAAUGUUUAUCCCGAAUUGGUACUGGAUAGAGUGCUGGAUCGUGAAGAGGUUCCUGAGCUCAGGUUAACCCUCACCGCCUUGGAUGGUGGCUCUCCGCCCAGAUCGGGAACCACCCUCAUACGCAUCCUAGUUCUGGACAUAAAUGACAACGUCCCUGAAUUUGUAGAGUCGCUUUACAAGGUGCAGGUGCCCGAGAACAGCCCUGUUGGCUCCCUGGUUGUCGCUGUGUCAGCUAGAGAUCUAGAUACCGGAAGUAAUGGAGAAAUAGUCUAUGCAUUUUUUUACGCUACUGAAAGAAUUCUCAAAACGUUUCAAAUCAAUUCAACAUCUGGCAGUCUUCAUCUUAAAGCUGAAUUGAACUACGAGGCAAUACAAACUUAUACAUUAACUAUUCAGGCCAAAGAUGGUGGAGGGCUUUCUGGAAAAUGUACUGUGGUGGUCCAUGUAACAGAUGUAAAUGAUAAUCCACCGGAACUGCUCAUGUCGUCACUUACUAGCCCAAUUGCAGAAAACUCACCAGAGACAGUAGUAGCUGUCUUUAGGAUUAGAGACAGAGAUUCAGGGAACAAUGCAAAGAUGGUGUGUUCCGUCCAAGACCAUCUCCCCUUCGUCCUGAAGCCAUCAGUAGAGAAUUUCUAUACCCUGGUGACAAAUGGGGCGCUGGACAGAGAGAGCCAGGCCGAGUACAACAUCACCAUCACCGUCACUGACCUGGGGACGCCCAGGCUGAAAACCCAGCACCACCUAACGACAAUUGUCUACACUGUAAAGUCUAGGGAUAGUAAAGGUAAGGCUCCAUAUAGUUUAUCCAGGCAAGAGUUCGGAAUACUGCAUCCAUUUUCAUCCCAGAAAAUGUAA